Gongylonema pulchrum is the source of this 192-nucleotide messenger RNA. The record is from the annotation of a GenBank genome assembly. Lineage: Eukaryota; Metazoa; Nematoda; Chromadorea; Rhabditida; Gongylonematidae.
GUUCAUACUGCGUGUCAGUCGGUUCGACGCCUGUGCGGCAACGUAUACUCAUACGAUCGAGGAGCCGAAAAAAAGCGGCAGCCUGGCACAAUCUAUACAUUUAGCCAACGCCUAAGUUCAGCAGCCCACGUUGGCCGCGUGAUCCCAGCUUACACCAGCCGAGACGAUUUCAGACCACCGGGAACCCCAUAA